GUUAUUUUCACUGUGAUACUAUAAUCCAUUGUUAUCUUAAGAUACUUCUUUAGUCCUUUCAUAAUAAUAUUUUUCUUUAAACUUUCCUUAUGUUGUUACAUAAAUUAUAUUAGUAGUAUUACUGUUCUACAAGUGUCAAAUAUUUCCUUUUUAUUCUGCUUAACUAUUGGUCACUAUUGUUCUUUUGGCGUUUGAAAUGGCAGCUAUGGAGAAUCAUUUAUUUAACUUGAAGUUUGCAGUCAAAGAAUUAGAAAGAAACUCCAAGAAAUGCGAAAAAGAAGAAAAGGCUGAAAAAUUAAAAACAAAGAAAGCUAUACAAAAGGGUAAUAUGGAGGUUGCUCGCAUACAUGCUGAAAAUGCUAUAAGACAAAAGAGUCAAUCAUUGAACUAUUUACGUAUGAGUGCUAGAGUAGAUGCAGUUGCUUCAAGAGUUCAAGGAGCUCUAACCACUAGAAAGGUGACUCAAAGUAUGGGAGGUGUUGUAAAAGCAAUGGAUGCAGCAAUGAAAUCUAUGAAUCUUGAAAAAAUUUCUUCAUUGAUGGACAAAUUUGAAAACCAAUUUGAAGAUUUAGAUGUACAAAGUUCUUACAUGGAUAAUACCAUGUCUCAAAGUACUACUACUGCUGUGCCUCAAGGGGAUGUUGAAAAUUUGUUGCAGCAAGUUGCUGAUGAAGCUGGAUUGGAACUAAAAUUGGAACUUCCUACCAAUCCUCAAAGUAUCAGUUCUUUAUCUUCUACUACAACAGAACAAGAUGAGCUUACACAACGUUUAGCUCGUCUCAGACAAGCUGAAUAAAAGAACAAACCAACAACUAUAAUAUUGACUCAAAUUAUAAUUUUGAUUUAUAGUUCAACGCUUUAGGUCAAACCGUUGUAGAACUUACCAAAAGUUCUCAUAUUAUUUGUAUCCAUUAAAAAAAUUAAAUUUUCAUAAUAUAUGUUAUGAUGAUAACUAUACAUAUUAUGUUGUUUUAGAAUAACCAACAUUCUAAAUAUGCAAGAGAAAAGUCUAUUUGUUUCUUUUGGAUACAUACUGUCAUCUUAUUAUUAUAGUAUUAUAAUUUUUA
Myzus persicae (green peach aphid) is the source of this 1067-nucleotide messenger RNA. It is a transcript of the gene Chmp1, whose product is annotated as charged multivesicular body protein 1b. The coding region runs from base 197 to 796 and encodes 199 amino acids. Gene Ontology annotation, biological process: late endosome to vacuole transport; endosome transport via multivesicular body sorting pathway; protein transport. The transcript is spliced from 5 exons. Gene Ontology annotation, cellular component: multivesicular body; ESCRT III complex. The record is from RefSeq and is a predicted model, not a curated record. NCBI's taxonomy places the organism in Eukaryota, Metazoa, Arthropoda, Insecta, Hemiptera, Aphididae.